GUUUCAGGAAAGUCAAAAUCUGGUGCCUCUGCCAAGUCCAGUGAGACAUCUAAGGCCCAGAAGGCCAAGAAGUCUGUACUGAAAGGUGUUCAAAGAACACAGAAAAGGAAGGUGCGCACAAAUGUCCACUUCUACCGUCCCAAAACCCUUCGCUUGCAAAGAACUCCCAAAUACCCAAGGCACUCUGCUCCAAGGACCAACAAACUUGAUCACUUUGCCAUCAUCAAGCAUCCUUUGACCACAGAGUCAGCCAUGAAGAAGAUUGAAGACAACAACACACUUGUGUUCAUUGUCGAUGUGAGAGCUAACAAGCCCCAGAUCAAGGCAUCAGUGAAAAAGCUGUACGACAUUGAGGCUUCCAAAGUCAACACUUUGAUCAGGUACAUGUUAAUUUUUUUGUUGAUAUAUCAUAUGAAGAGUAUCUAUUUCUUCUAACACCCAUAAACUCCCUUGAGUGACCAAGACAGAAUUUCUCCCUACAAUAUCAAUACAAUAUCAAACAGACAAACAAGGAAAAUAAAGAAAAAUGUCAAUUAGGGUUUAUUACUUGAUCCAAUACUAAAUUCUCCAAACUAACAUUAUAAGAAUGGUAUAGCAGAUAGUAAGGAGAAUUGCUAAUGGGAUCUUGGGAGGAAAAGGGUUAAUUGCCAAUUUUUCAGUUAUGUUGAUUGAUGAAAUCUAAAAUUCUUUCCAAAUAUUUCUAGAUCUCUAUGAUACUGUUUUAUAACAUGUUUAACUUGCUCCUUCAUAGGGUGCUCAGUUCAAAGACAGUUGUCACUUAACCCUUAAACUCCCAGAUCAAAUUUGUAAUUCUUGUUACCAUCAACCAUACAAUUCUUAUAAUGUUAGUUCAGAGAAUUUAGUAUUGGAUCAACUAAUUAUCCCUGAAUUGAUAUUUUUCUUUAUUCUCAUUACUUAUCUGGUUGAUAUUGUAUUGAUAUUGUAGCAAGAAAUUCUGUCUUGAUCACUCAUGGGAGUUAAAGGGUUAACAAAAAGGAUAAAGCAGGCUAUGAAUUGGCUUGUAACACAGUUCUUGAUUUAAAUUCUUACAGCUUAAGUCUAUUUUUGUUGUUGGAACAUUGUUCUAUCGUGUAGAUCUGAUUGUUAAUGGAAUUUUUACGGGGACAAUGGAAUCUUGAUUUGCUGCCCCAAGAACAUUUUCAGGAGCUAAAUAACAAAAUUAUUGCCACCUCCAUUGUGUGUAUUUCUACGUAGUUACAUUGUUAAAGGUUGAAUUUAUUUUUGUUUAAAAUUUUUAAAUCCAGCGUGAUUCUUUUGCUCGUUUUGUUUCAGAUUAUAACCAUAUAAAAUGUGCAAAAUGAAAAUUAAACUUGUGUGGAAAAUGUUGAACUAUGAAUUGAUAUGCACCUUUACCCUUUCCACCACACACUUACCCAUACAUUUCCCUUGGUACUGACAAGGAGAAUAUGGUAAACAAACAAACAAUCAAAAUUUCUUGGGAUUCACUCCCUUUAUUUUCAUGAUCGUAAUGAAUGGUUAGGCUGUAUUAUUGAAGGUAGUAAUUUGAUGUUGGUCACUCUUAGAGUUUAAAGGUUUAACAGAAAGCAAACAUGUAUGGAGAUUUGCUAUCAAUCAAACUAUUUUUGUAUUCAGGGAAUAAAUUCCUAAAGAAACUGUGUGUGUUGGUUGGAGAGUAUAACAGGGUAAUUUGGUGUCAUCAACUGAGUUGAUAUAUUAAUUGGCCACAGUAAAGGGUUUCAAAACUGAUGUUUCGAGCUUUAGCCUUUUGCCAGAGCUGUGACAAAGGGCUAUCACUCAAAAUGUCAGAUUUGAAACUCUUUACGGUGGCUAAUUUCCAUAAUCAGUGCAGUUUACAAUACCAAAAUACCCUAUUUUUGUAUUCUUAAUCUAUUGCUCUAUGGAAAUUUAUGCAUGUGUAGUCUAAAUUGAUUAUUACAUUCUCUAGACCUGAUGGGCAGAAGAAAGCAUAUGUUAGACUGGCUCCAGAUUAUGAUGCUUUGGAUGUGGCCAACAAGGUAUGUGAAAAAGAAUGA
This is a messenger RNA of Pocillopora meandrina, 2015 nucleotides long. The record is from the annotation of a GenBank genome assembly. Lineage: Eukaryota; Metazoa; Cnidaria; Anthozoa; Scleractinia; Pocilloporidae.